Molecule: messenger RNA, 4284 nt
Organism: Diorhabda sublineata
Lineage: Eukaryota; Metazoa; Arthropoda; Insecta; Coleoptera; Chrysomelidae
Exons: 6
Coding region: 261-1262 (333 amino acids)
Source: RefSeq, a predicted model, not a curated record
GUAUUUUAUCAAAUUUUUAUAUUGACGUUCACGAUUCCUCAAUUUCUCAGUCGGUCACAGAUCGUCGAGUUGGAAGGUGUUUAGCGUUAGUUCAUAGAUCGUUGUAAAAUAUCGUAGUUCGAAAUGAAAUGCCGGAUAAUUAUAAUAUCGAUGCUAUAUUAGAAUAAAUUUUUUUGGUGUAGUAAAAUAUUAAAUUUAAAUCGGUUUGAAUAAUUUUAAUUGAUAGAAUAUUUAAUUUUGAUACUAUUUUCGAUAAAACAAUGAUGACGUUCGGAAUAUUGGUUUGGUUUUUAAUUUGUUAUAUCGUCUUAUUUUUGAUUGGAUUAGUGACAGCUACUGGAGAAACUGUUAGUGUUAAUAAACCUAUAUUGAAAUCUACGAACUCUUGGCACUUUUCUACAGAUUACGUAAGGUGUUUUUGCAACCUGCCGACGUGCAUGAUGACGGGAUACAUGUGCAAAUCUAGUAACGGCGGAUGUUUUUCUGAUGUACCGGAAAGUACCGACCACGAUAAAGGACGACAUGGAUGUCUGGAACUGUUAGAACAAAAAUACAGAUGCCACGGUAAAACUGGUAUAAACGAAAAAACAACUUUCAGAAAAAAAGAAAACACGAAAUCAAGAUUGAUGUGUUGCCAUUAUGAUAUGUGUAAUCACAUAGAAAAUCCACAAACUAAAAAUCUAAUGAACGCAACGAAAUUAGUUGCAUCACCUCGAGAAACCGAUGCUAAAUAUCAAAAAAGAGAAGAGAAGUUUUUAUAUUCCGAUUCGGAAGUAUGGUUCCGAGCAGCUACAAUAGCGGUACCGAUAUGCGGAGCCGUUAUUUUAUUCGUUUUAAUCGCUUUAGCUGUCAAAAUACUAAAAAGCGAACACCAAAAUUCAUCAAUUAAUAAGUUGGGACCUACUUUGUAUAUUCAGCCGGUGUCGCAUCAAAAAAACGCCAAAGAAAAAUGUAAUCAAAAUCAUUUUCACCGGACUUACGAUAAUCUUCUUCGUAAAGAUUAUGUUACGUCACCUCACAAUAAUUUCUAUUGUACGCACGUCGAGGAGUACCCAGGGCAGUUCCACGAACCUCUAAUUCAGAGGGAAUCUACUACGAGUGAUGAAAAAAAUAGAAACCAAACAAGAUAUAAUUUGGUGAACUACGAAGAUUCCGGGAAAUCAAUUAUCUUGGAAAUUGAAAAGGAAAAACCACCUCGAUCUGAAGUGAAUUAUACGGCGGAGGUAAAUAAAUUUCCUGUUCAGAAAACUUUCCUUUCUUGAUUAUUUUCAACAUAUAAGACUGAGGGUAUUAAUAUCACUGCGCUUAAAUAACUUUUUGAAUAAUUAUUUUUUACAAGGAUAUUUUGAGAUCAGUUUAAUGAAUCAUACUCGUAUUUAUUGUUGGAAUGCUAUAAGAAAAUAUCAAAAAAAAAUGUUUUUCAACGAAUUGUUAGUAAAAUUAAUCUUAGUGCUAUUAAUUUUUGAUUCAUUGGAUUUUAGGCUGUGAAAAAUACUGUAACUCAUAACAAUAAAUGUAUUCGUCUAGACGUAUAAGAAUAUUUUGACAAUUUUAGUGCAUUUUCUUGGAUUUUUCAGAAUAGUAAACAGAUUUUUUGUAAAUUGAGAAGAUAUUUGAUCGAAUAUUUAAGUCUUAUCUAUAUUUGAAGUUUUUCGUACAAUUGCUGACUAGUAAAAUCAAAUUUUGGAGUAUACUUAACUUUUUUGUUAGAUUUUGAACAUUAUUUAUAAAAAAAAAUGAUAACUGAAUUAAAUUUUAUUGAUUCACUUCUAGAUAUACGAAAUUAUGCAUUAGUAAUUAUACUUUGUCUUCAAAAGAGUCUUUUUCUGACUAAAGGAGUUAACUACUUACAAUCUAUGUUAACCGUAACUUUUAAACUCACAAUUUAAUUAUCUGGAAAGUAUAUAGGGAAAAGAAUGAAACAAAAUAAUUUUUUUAUUAUUCUGAAACCAUGUUAUGAAUGAAUUUUAAAAUAAAUACCCAUUUCAUAGACACUAACAUAAUUUCACACCUUUUGAUCAAUAAAUGUUUAUAUACAGUGUGAUUUAAUAAAGGAGAAUACUUGUGAAGCCAUAAAAUUCAGAAUAUUGAAUGUAUGUGGAAAUAUAUAUGCCGAAAUUGAUUUUUAAUAGAAGAAAAUUUGAUAUAUUCAAAAUUUAUGAGAUUAAAUAUCAACAGUAGACUUAUAUAAAUGUUAAUAAAAGUAGAAAGAGUUAGUUUCGACUAUUGGUGUUAAACUAAACAAUUCCACAGUGAAAACUAAAUAUUGUGCUAACAUAUCGAAGGUAAUUAUUUCAAAUAUAAUGAAAUUCAAGUCAAGUGCUCUAAUAACAAAUUUAUUGAUUCGUAAUGAUCAAAUGUUACCCAUGCUUUAGGCAUAUCGAAGAUUAUAGUUGAUUAUAUAUUAAAUCCCUACAAAAUUGAGUGAAAGGCCAGAAGACGUUUUAAAUGACGUGAAAAAGUACCCCAUUGCCAAAUAAUAUGUAAAGACUGAACUAACAACCUCAAAACAACAAUUUCAAAUUAAACUUUCUCCUCUUUUUGACAUUUCCACUUUAAAAUCAAAUAAAUUAAGUUACUAGUACCAAUUAUACCUUUAUUUUUUUUCUAUACUUCAAAGAAUUUGAAAGGAUUAUAUACAUGAUGUAUCGAUGAAGAACCAAAGUCUUAUUAUUUAUGAAAAACAGUUGUCUCUUUAAUAGAUCACACAGUAUAUUUUAUAUCCAAUGUUUAUAACAUAUCAAUAGUUACGAUUAUUAGUUUGGCGUGGUAUUAGAUAUGAAAUAGCCUUAGAUCACAUAGUUACUUUGGUAAAACAUUGAUUCGAAAAGUAUUUUUAUGGUUUUCGAUUCCUUCAAUCGUUUAUUUUUUUAGAUAAUCUAAUUAAUUAGAAUAGAAAAUUCCUGUCUUGUUGACAUUAAUAGAUGUUACCUAGAUGUAACUAUGAGAUCCAAGGAAAAAUCAAAUUAUUAUCGAAUAAAAAGUGUGUAAAUAAUUUUGUAAUUUUAUGAAUAGAAAUGUGAUUAUAAUUAUACAUUAAAUUGGACAAUAAAUGAGAUUAAGUUCAUUUUAAAUUGUUUGAGAAAAUUUUAGAUACAGAGGUGCAAAAAAACUCAAAUCUAUAUUUUGAUAAUAAUGACCAAGAGAUUAAUAUAGGGUAGUUGCGUUAAGAAAUAUGCAAGUACUAAUAAUUAAAUAAUGUCAAUUUACAUUGACAGAAUAGACUAAUAACAACUUAAUGUUUAUAUUAAAACCCUCGUGGUUCCAUAUUUUCUAACAGAUAGGAGAAAUAAUGAAUCGGAGAACGAAAAAUCAUCUACUGAGUAUUUUUUUCCAAUAUAACUUCAAAAUACUCUACAGUGCGUUUCGAUUUAAAUAUUAACAACAAAUUCAUUCUUCUGUUCUUUUCACUGAGGUUAUAAUGGAGUUUUCUCCCAUGAAAACUUUCCAAAGUCAUAUUUAGUUUCUCCGGUAGUACUCGAUGCUUCUAUUUUACUUCUUAGACUUUCUUAUGUGUUUUCGUUGCUGAUUUAGGUCUACUUUGUUUAGAAUAAGUUAAAAUUGACCUUUCGAGCUUUUUGUGUACCUCAGAUAGACAAUACACGUUUCUGUGCCAUUGGUAAUGAUAGUCAUUAUUCUAUUCGACUAUAUUUUAAUCAACGUUAAAUGUCAUCAUAAAUUUAGUGUUUUUUUUUAUAUAAUUCCCUUUUAACAAGCCAGACUAUCUCCCACACCCAACCACAAACUCAUAUUUGGACACCUAAUUAACCUAACCUAACUUCUGACUGAAUUUUUGAUGUAACCAAUUUUUUGGUUAGGUUAGGUUCCUUAUGUCAUUUUUUAUUUUUAUAUCUAAACUCAUUAUCGAAUUUUUCGUAGUUUGUUCAAAUGUCUGUACCUAAAAUUUACUCAAAAAAUUAUUAAAUUGUAAAUAUAUUGAGUUGUAAUUUCUGGAAUCGUUUGAGAUAUUUACACCGAACUAUUACCACUACACCAACACUCGCAAUUACACCAUCUGGUCCUUCUAGCCGGGUACGAAUAAAGCUCAAAUGAUUCGAUGGUAUAAUGCGAAUGUUGUUGUAAACAACGUUUAGUAUAAAUAUAUUAUUGUACACAUAUAAAAUUUUGUACUUACUUUUAUGUAAUUUGUAUUAUAACUUGAUUAUAACUGUAUCAUUUUAUUCUAAAAAUUGAAUAUAUUUAUCUAUUAUUGUUCCUGAAUGUAUAAUCUCUUUUAAUAUAUUUUUUUGUAAAAUUAUUUUUUUUCAAGUAAUAUACUUUUGA